UACGAUUGCUGGUGUUGAAAAUGCAGAUGUGCUGAUAUUGAUUGGAACUAAUCCUAGACAUGAAGCGCCGAUACUCAACACUAGAAUCCGUAAAAGUUACUUAUUCAAUGGCUUAGAUAUAGGUCUCGUAGGAUAUCCGGCGGAUACUACUUAUGAAUACGAUCACAUUGGAACAAAUACUUCUGCAUUAGAAAAUCUACUAAAUGGAACACAUCCAUUCAGUCAGAAACUUGCGCAAGCGGAGCGGCCUUUGGUCAUAGUCGGAAGCGGCGUUGCAGACAACCCCGAUUCUGAGUACGUCUUCUCAUCAGUGGCCCAAUUAAUUGGAAAAUAUAAAGAUAAAUUCUUCCAAGCGAACUGGAACGGAUAUAAUGUAUUACAGAGGGGUGCAAGCCGCGCUGCUGCGCUUGAUAUCGGCUUCAUUCCCACAUAUGACUCAUCAACCAUUGAGGCCAAGUUUUUAUAUUUAUUGAAUGCUGACGAAAUUUCAGCGAGGGAUAUCCCUAAAGAUGCAUUUGUAGUAUAUCAGGGCCAUCAUGGUGACCAUGGUGCUCAUUACGCGGAUGUAAUAUUACCUGGUGCUGCGUAUACUGAGAAGAAUGCUACUUAUGUCAAUACAGAAGGCAGAGUACAAAUGACAAGGGCAGCAGUGCCACCACCAGGAGCUUCUCGUGAAGAUUGGAAGAUAAUCCGCGCAUUAUCAGAGGUAGCUGGACUGACGCUUCCUUACGAUGACGUCCACUCUCUCCGUUAUCGAAUGAGUGAAAUAGCGCCUCAUCUCACUCGUUAUGAUAUCGUUGAGACCUCGUCGCAUGCCCAGCUUGGUCUUAUGCAACUCGUAAAACCAUCUUUGCGGCCAUUUAGCGCUCCUCUGAAUUCGGUGAUACCGAACUUUUAUAUGACAAAUAGCAUUAGUAGGGCGAGUCAGACAAUGGCUAAAUGCUCUGCUGCCUUCUCGAAAGGCCAUGCCAAUCCAGCAGAGGCUUAG
Molecule: messenger RNA, 988 nt
Organism: Paraglomus occultum
Lineage: Eukaryota; Fungi; Glomeromycota; Glomeromycetes; Paraglomerales; Paraglomeraceae
Source: the annotation of a GenBank genome assembly